Molecule: messenger RNA, 469 nt
Organism: Drosophila yakuba
Lineage: Eukaryota; Metazoa; Arthropoda; Insecta; Diptera; Drosophilidae
Product: heparan sulfate 2-O-sulfotransferase pipe-like
Exons: 1
Coding region: 1-381 (126 amino acids)
Cellular component (GO): membrane
Molecular function (GO): sulfotransferase activity
Source: RefSeq, a predicted model, not a curated record
AUGGCCAAGGAGCACGUGGAAAGAGAUUAUGCUGUCGUGGGCAGCUGGGAGGACACGAAUAUAACCCUGACCGUUCUCGAGAACUAUAUUCCUCGCUUCUUUCGCGGUGCGAAGCUCAUGUAUGAAAGUAGGUCCCUUAUCCAAUUUCCAAGCCUGCGAAUUUAUAUUGUAUUCUCAAUUCCCAAAACAGUGCAUAAUAACAAGAUCACCAAUCGCAACAAGAAUAAACGCAAGCCGUUCAUAGAACCCGAGGUCAAGGAGAUGAUUCGCAAGAACUUUACUAGCGAGUACGAGUUUUACUACUUCUGCAAGCAGCGUUUGUACAAACAGUAUUUGGCACUUAAUCUGAAGGAGUUGGAGGUGCAUGGUCUUUUGAACUAGUUGAGUUGCAGUCCGACAUUAGAUUAUAGUAGGUGAUAUAUUGCGAACAAAUCUUCACAUUCAAUAAACAGUAGUCAGUAAACCCGUA